AUUCAUUGAGCAAUGAAGAUAAGUAAAAAAUUAUUCGUGACUAUUUUCAUAGUAUUGUCUUAUGUGAUAAUAUUUGGAAUAAUUGCAAAAUUAACAAACGAUGAUCUUGAGUGUUUUGAACAUAAUUCUGCAUGCUUUCGGUUUUGCUCAGAUAAUUCUGUAGAUUAUUCUGACGAAUAUUUGUUAACUGAAUUUAAUAAAAGUAAAUCUGCGAAUGGAUUAAAAUUCGAUAAUUUAAAAGUUUAUCGUGGGAGUCCAACUUUAUGCGGUGAAAUGGAAUUUUUGCGUCCUAAUGACAAUAUUACUUCAGAAAAUAAACCUUAUAGUAUUUAUCGUGGAUCCAUCUACAUUAAAAAUGAAUUAUACGACUUUCGAAGGUAUUGUUUGGAAAAAUCUGAUUAUGCAAUUGAUGGCUGGAAGUUAAUGAUUUGCGCUCAAUCUGAUCAAAUUCAUAGAAUAAUUCACUUUAUCACCACUUCUAUUUCUGUAUUAUUAAUUACACUUACGCUAUUCGUGUACAUUUAUUUUAAUGAAUUGAGAGAUUUUCAUGGAAAAUGUGCAAUUCCACUUGUUGGAAAUCAAAUUGUUACAUACAUUUUGAGUACAGCUGUAGAUUUGUACAGUUUUUAUUAUGAUGAUGACGAUGAUGAAAUUCUUUAUUCAAUAUUGAAGCUUUCACUGAUACACACUUUACUGUGGAUUACUGUCAUGCUCGUUCACUCGCUACUCACAUUUUUAAACUAUAAGAAUCGAACAAAAGCAUCUAUUGUUUGUUCAACUUAUGCUGUUUAUGUCAUUGCCUGUAUGAUCAUAUCAGCUAUUGUACUGCUUCCACCUUUUUUUAAACAUAAAUACAGAACUUUAUACACAAUAUGCUUCAUUAUCAGUUGUCUUGAUGUGAUCUUUGUUAUCAUAACAGGAUUCAAUGUGUUUGUCCUUUCACGGCAACAAGAUCAAUCUACUCAAGCUAUAUUUAAAUACGAAAGGAAAUGGUUUUGGACUUCAGUUCAACUUGAUUUAAUUUUUGUUUUGACAUGGAUGAUAAAAUUUUAUUUCCAAUUUAUUAAAUAUAAAUUUCUAGUUUUUAUUUCUAUAGAUUUUUUAAUGUUAUUAUCUGCAAUAACAGUUACUAUAAUUUUCUUAGGAAGGAACAAAGUUAAAAUUUUGAUAUUUGCAAAAUUUAAUGAUUCAAAAAAUAAGAACUUUAAUAUCUAGGCAAUAGUUUAAAGAUAAUUUAUAUUCCUUAACUACUCAAUUCAUACUUUAUAUCAAUUCUAAUGCAAUGACAAUGAUUAUGUUGUGACUUAUCAAAACUUAUUAUUUCUGCAGAAUCAACCUAAGAACAAAAUCUGAAUAAAAAAUGAUUUUGAUAUUAAUUCUGAUUGUUAAUCAUUCCCUUUUUGUCAAAUUCAAAUCAAAUUGAUGUGUGGAGAUUUUUAGAAUUCGGAAAAAAACAUUGCUUUCAGCAUAAACCGAAUAAAUUCCAAAUUGUAUCUAAAUUCAAACAAUGUCGUCGCAAAUAUCAUUAAGGAAAUUGUUAUUGUAAAUAGAUACAUCUUAUUUUAAAACAAUAUUCUAGAUAAGCCAAACAUGAUGUUUCCACUUCAAGUGAUCUUUUGUGAUUCCGACACAUGUUUCGUGUUCAAGAAUAUCAUCAACUUUUCAUUUCUCCUUUUUUUUAAAUGCACAAAAAUUGUUGACUUUUUUCCCUUUUCCGUUAUUCAAUACUUACUAUUUAUUGGACGACAUAAUCAAAUAUUUACAUAGGAGUAGAGACAUCGUAAGUGCCUGAAAAUGCACAUUUUCUUUUGCUCCAUACUGAAUGGAAUGGCACAAGCUUAUGAAAUAACAUAUAACAAAAACAUAUUCACAACUUGAUUUCUUGUAAUAUUUUUUAAAUAUUUUCAUUUUUAUGAUGACCAAUAUUCGAAGUGACCUUCUGAGAAAUUUUCGAUUUUAAGAAACUUACUUAAAAAUCUUUCUAGUUUUUUUUAAAAAGAAAUGCAUAAGAAAUUGAAAUAACAAAAGGGUUGCAAAAUUAGAAGAAAGAGUAUUAGAAAAAUGCAUAAAGACGAAAUUUGCAUUUUCAUGCUUCUUAUUUCUCUCGGACAUUUCUCAAUUUUGUGUCUAUGGACAAACAUGACAAAUGACAUCAACAUAAUGCAAUGCGUAUGCAUUCAUGAAUAAUGCAAUUUUUAUGAAAAUUAUUUUCUAAUUGAUUAUCAUCGGUCAAAGUUUUAUUUUAGUGCCGUUAGAAUUGAUUUUUGAGGCAAUUAAGCUAUAGAAAGUGAAAUGUUGUAACUGUUUAUUGGUAAUGUUGGAUUACGACAUAUCGACAACUUGUUACAAUAUUUCGCAACUUGAAUGACUUGUUUGUCAUUACGAGUUUUAUGUUGGAUUAUUACUCAUCAAAUUAUAGUAUUGUUGCUUUAUCUUUUGUAUCGAAUCUAGUUGCAAUGAUUGCCUAAUUGGUUAUUUUACUAGUCGUUUAGAUCAAAUGAAAUCAAUGGCUGUUUUAAAUUAUCAACUUAAUUUAUAUCUAUAGCUCGCUUCUGGGUUCUGUCUGCUAAUCAUUAAUAUCAUCAGAAUACAAUCAUUAUUUACAGCCUUGUUUCAUGAGUUUUACAGUUUUAAACAAGUUUUAAAUCUACAAACUUAAACUAAACCUUUACAUUUAGAUCUGUUUUAUACUUUAUUAAGUCAAAUCCUUUUGAAUUGUGGUUUUUGACAAGAAUCAGAAAUCUGAAACUGAAUGAUCAAUUCUUAAGUAUCGAAUAGCUAUUACUACAUUCAAAGCAAUAACUUAAAACUUACAAAUUACAAUAAGAAUCAGUGAGCAUUAAUUUAUUGUAUUAAAUCCCUAGCAGAAAUUUACUAGUAAUUUCCUAGUAAUUCACUUGAUAACUUUCCAUUUGCUACUUGCUAUUUACUAGUCAAAAUCCAAGUUCAAAUCAUCGCCAAAGACCCGCAUUUUCACUUGCUCAUUGACUAGUCAAUUCGCUUACAAUUUAACUAGUAAUUUACUAGCAAAUUUGUAAAAAAUUUAAAUGAAUAUAACCGUUGAUUUCCACGUGUUUUUUUGAUUUUUCUUAAUUGUGUAAAUUAUUGUAAAAGUAUUAGUGUGUACUUAUUUAAAGUUAAUUAAAGUACACUAACACUAUGAAUGAAAAGACUUAAUUUAAUUAAGUCGAAUAGUGAUGAACGCCCAUGACUCGCACGCAAACCUGAGGAAGAUAAAUAAUUAAUUGAAGGCACAUACAAAUUUGGAUCGACCUUAUAAAGGUGAUUUCUGCGCGCUCUUGUGAAGUAUAUGGCAAAUGCCAAAUUUAGAACAAAAUUUUUUAUGACGCAAAAAAUUCUUUUUUUGAUGAUUUUUCGUAAGAUUCGAACUUAAGCAGAUUUGAUCAAACAUUUUACAUGGUAAUUUGCUAGUAAUUUGCUAGUAAAUAGCAAGUGUAAUUUAUUAACAGUAAGUUGUUUUGAUAAUAACUAGUAAAUUGCAAGUUGUAGAAUAGAAAGACUAGCAAUUUGCUAGUUAGUCUCGCUAGGGAAUGAAUAUUCAAAAGGCGAAAUCGAGUGAGUUUUUUUUUUGAUUUUAAUAAAAACAACUUUGACCGAAUGAUUCUUCAAACCUUAUUUAGUUUUGCUUUCUGGUUCAAAGCUCGAAGAUCGAAACACAAAAGAGAUCAAUGAUUAAACUACUGAGAACUUGAAUCAAUCAAGACACUUGAAUCUUAUUCAUAAUAAUGAACGUUUUCAUUAGUUUCUAACUUUGAAGCAAUAAAAUUUUCAUUUAAAUCUUCAUUACUGCAAUAAUAAAACCCAAUAGAAUUGGCUGGAUUAUUAAAUACAAAAUUUAAGGUUGUCAACAAAUCAAGCAAUCAGAUUUCCUGAGAAUUCAAACCAUUCUUUUUUUUUUACCUUCCUCACAAAAGUGUGCCAACGCGAGUGAGCAGCAGCAAAAAAAGAAGAGAAUCAAAACUUAAAAUCAAUUGUCAGAAACUUGCCAGCCCAAACACUUUAUGUCAACUUACAGAAAUCCAAUAUUCCUCUUAUUUCAUUUUCAUUUUGCUCUAUUAUUAAUACUUUUGCAAUAAUAGAGAAAUAGAAGGGAUGAAUAUUUUGUCAGAAGAUUAUGAAGAAAUGUGGAUUAAAUGCUUUUUUUUCUUCUCACACUUCUUACAAUUCUUAUUGCCUUAUUUCUUAGUCUCCCCUUUUGAUUCAUGCAAGUAAAAAUUAAAGAAAGUUUUUUUCAAAGUAUCAUCAUUCUGAUGAAGUAAUAACAGAUAAAAAUAUUAUGAAGCAUGUGUUCUUUUUGAAGCUUAUCCUUUACUAUGUCAGCCAUAAUCCUUUUACCUAAAAAAAUCUUUUUUUAAGGUCAAGAACUUAGUAGGCUGGAAAACGAUCGUGCAUUCAAAUUUCAUAAUCCGAUGUGAUAAUUUUUUUAGUUUUUUUUUUGUACUCUUUUCUUUUUUCAUUGAGAAAUUUUGUGAAAGAAAUAUUUUUUAGCCUCAAAACUUUAUGCAUGAGAAAGUUUUUAAUUUCAUUGAAAUGAAGAUGGGUUUGUCGAUAUAUCUGUUAAUUCAUAAUUUUUUCGGUCUGUUUUAAAAGUUUCUGGAGCGGCAAAUUUUUUAAUUUUUCUACAAUUUUAUGAAUGGACGGAAGGAUUAUAACUGAUAGUGAGUUGUAAAUUGCUCAUUUGAUUGUGCCGUAUGAUGUUAAUUUGAAGAACUUGUAAGUUCUUGUAACUCUAUCAUUAGGUUCGAAGAUAUUUAAGAUGCUAUGCUAGCUGUUUUGAAGCUUCAAUUCUCCAAAAUUAACUACUUAAUAGUUCAAGAUAGAUUCAACGUUAAAUCGCACUAUUUAAAGAUCAAGAGACAUUAUUAUUAUUAUCAGUAUCAACUGAAUAUUGAUCAUAUUUGCUAAAGCUAGAAUUGGGAUGGUACAACCGAUCAUCGGCAUUGUUAUAAGCAAAACCCUACAUUACGUUCUAUUCUAUUUUGAUGACUGGACAAUAAUAUGAAGAAAUACUUAAUCUACAAUUUACAAAAUCCAAGAUUUGAGUCAAAUCUAAUGUAGCUUUAAAACUCUUUAACAAAAUUUAGAAUGUGCUGGGAGUCCUCGGUUUUAAAGAUGUUUAAUUCUAGAAAAACCCUCCUCAAAUUGAAACUAUAAUUCCAAACAAAUUGUUUACAUUUUGCAGAAAAAGUUUUCUUUAAGAUUUCAAUUUAAUUUCAAUUGCUUCAAUUUAAAACCGAUAAAAUAGAAUUUACUCAAAUAAUAAAUUUACAAUAAAAUUAAGCAUUUCAAUUUGAGUUUAUUGAAGUUAAAAUUCUUUGAAAUCAAUCCAAUUGAAGAUUUCAAUACCGUUAAAAUAGAAUUACUACAAAAAUGUUUAUCUUACCUUAGUUUAAUUUGAAGAUCUUAGCUUUAAUUUCUUUUUAUAAAUUCCAAAUUAUUGCCAGUUCCCUGAUUAAACUUAAUUUUUGCUUUCAUUUUAAAACUUUCAAUUUUCACUUUUCAUUUCGAUUUAAUAAAACCAAUUCAUUGAAAAUAUUGCAAGCCUACUUCGAUUAACAAUAUUAAAUUCUCAACUCCUUUGCACAAAUAUUUCAGCAAUGAAUUUCCAUUGCAUGACCCUUAUGGAAUGAGGAAAUGAUGAAUAAUCAGACGUCAUCUUCUUUUUUCAACCCUUCUCAUAAUCCACACAUGAAAGUAGGAAAAGAAUUAUUUUCACCCUCGCAUUUAAUCCAAAUAAUGCUCAAUGGCAGACAACAGAAUAAUCAAACAAAUGUGGAAGGAUAGUUUGUUCCAUUUUAUGAUGAUGAUAAAUUUAAUUGCAAUUCUUCCAUUAUUUUCCUUUAUGUGGCUUCUUCCUGUGUAACUACAAAAUAUUGUGAUAUUGAUUACAGAUGACAUGAAAAUUACAUGUGUCCCAAAGUAAUAUCUGAAUCAUCAUCUUUAAAUUGCCGAAACAAAAAAAAAAAAAGAAUAGAACAAGAAGGUAAAGGACAUGAUUCGGUGAAUUGAAGAGCAAAUAUACACAAUUUUAAGGUAAAAAUAUUUUAUUUUUUGUGUGACAGCAAAAAAAAAUCUUAAAUAAGUUGUAAAUUCAUAGAAAUUUAUGACAUAUUGCCAAUGGUCAAUUCAGUUUUCAUAGAGGAUUAAGUGGGUGUAUUUAUCAGUGAUGUGAGUAAUGAGGGAAAAUGGUCAGUUGGUUGAAGAUGAAGAUUUUGAAACUAUUCGGACAUUGCUUUGUAGUUUAAAACAGUUUAAAACUUCAGUUUCAAGUCACUGC
Molecule: messenger RNA, 6298 nt
Organism: Chironomus riparius
Lineage: Eukaryota; Metazoa; Arthropoda; Insecta; Diptera; Chironomidae
Source: the annotation of a GenBank genome assembly